CGCUCCCCGGGAGCGCUUGGCGGGGCCGCUGGGCCGAGGGGGCCGCCGGCGGGGCUGGCGGGCGGGGGCCUAGCUGCGGGCCCCUGGGGCGCCGGCGGGUGCAGCGGGCCGGGCAGGGGCGAGGGGCGCCGGGACCCGCGCUUCCCACGGGAGGAGGAGUCCAGGAUGGAGAGAGGGGCAGAGCCAUGGAGUUGGGUACUGGAGACCUCUAGUGCCAGAUCCCAUGACUUCCAUCCAGAUCCUGCCCCGGAAGCGGCUGGCACUUCCACACCCGGGAUGCGGCGCUCAGUCCUGGUCAGGAACCCAGGCCACAAAGGCCCGAGACCCACUUAUGAAGAACUAGACUCAGACUCAGAAGACGUGGACCCCAAACCCGAAGAGCUAGACCCAGUUUCUGAAGACGCGGAGCCUGACCUGGAAGAUCUCAACACUGUCUCUGAAGACGUGGACUCCAGCUGUGAAGGUCUGGAGCCCACCUCCAACGACCUGGACCCUGAUGCGGAGGCACCAAGCUCCAUCUUGGGGACCCGUGCCAUGGAUCCCCAAGAUCUUGACCCCAUGUCUUCGAGUUUUGAUCUCGAUCCAGACGUCAUUGGCCCUGUCCCCCUGGUCCUCGACCCUAACAGCGACACCCUCAGCCCCCCAGAAGCCCCAGACCUGGACCCCCUCUCUUCCAGCCUCACUGCCACCCCAGAAGGCCUGGCCACCAGCCAGGCGGUGCUCCCUGCACCUGCCAGUCCUCCCCGGCCCUUCUCCUGCCCCGAUUGCGGGCGCGCCUUCCGCCGCAGUUCAGGGCUGAGCCAGCACCGCCGCACUCACAGUGGAGAGAAGCCCUACCGCUGCCCCGACUGUGGCAAGUCGUUCAGCCACGGCGCCACGCUGGCCCAGCACCGGGGCAUCCACACCGGCGCGCGACCCUACCAGUGCGCAGCGUGCGGCAAGGCCUUUGGCUGGCGCUCCACGCUGCUGAAGCACCGCAGCAGCCACAGUGGCGAGAAGCCCCACCACUGCCCAGUGUGUGGCAAGGCCUUCGGGCACGGCUCACUGCUGGCGCAGCACCUGCGCACGCAUGGUGGCCCGCGGCCGCACAAGUGCCCGGUCUGUGCCAAGGGCUUCGGGCAGGGCUCGGCGCUGCUGAAACACCUACGUACGCACACAGGCGAGCGGCCCUACCCGUGCCCGCAGUGCGGCAAGGCCUUCGGCCAGAGCUCGGCGCUGCUGCAGCACCAGCGCACGCACACGGCCGAGCGCCCCUACCGCUGUCCCCACUGCGGCAAGGCCUUUGGCCAGAGCUCCAACUUGCAGCAUCACCUGCGCAUCCACACUGGCGAGCGGCCCUACGCCUGUCCCCACUGCUCCAAGGCCUUCGGGCAGAGCUCGGCGCUGCUGCAGCACCUGCACGUGCAUUCCGGAGAGCGCCCCUACCGCUGCCAGCUCUGCGGCAAGGCCUUCGGCCAAGCCUCCAGCCUCACCAAGCACAAACGGGUGCAUGAGGGCGCAGCCGCGGCAGCUGCGGCAGCUACAGCCGCUGCGGCCAGUCUGCGCCUUAGUCCUGCUUCGAUGUUGCGGCCUGGACAGGUCUCCCUCCUGGGUCCUGACACUGUCUCUGUACUUGGCUCUGGCCUAGGCCCUGACCCUGGCUCUGUGCUGGGCUCCCUCCCCAAUCCCAGCCCCAAACCCGGCCCUGGCUCUGGAUCUACCCCCAGCCCUGACCCUGUCAAGUAUUCUGACCCUAAGCCUGGUCACAAUGCCAAUCCUGACCUUGUGGCAAGCCCUGACCACGGAUCUGGUCGCAGCUCAGACCUAGAUCCUAUGCCCAGCCCCAGCCCCAACCCCGAUUCCCACCCUGACCCCAGCUCCCCGACCCGUGAGAGUUCAGCCCUCCCUACCUGUGAGAGUCCUGAGUGGGUGAAGGAACGAGGGGCACUGCUGGGGCCGGAUGGCUGAAGGGGACACUGGUACCCACCGAGGCCUGGGGAAGUUGUGUGUCAUGCAGUUAGUAAAAUCCUCCC
Pteronotus mesoamericanus is the source of this 2012-nucleotide messenger RNA. It is a transcript of the gene ZNF358, whose product is annotated as zinc finger protein 358. Gene Ontology annotation, biological process: regulation of transcription by RNA polymerase II. Bases 166 to 1947 code for a protein of 593 amino acids. Lineage: Eukaryota; Metazoa; Chordata; Mammalia; Chiroptera; Mormoopidae. The record is from RefSeq and is a predicted model, not a curated record. Gene Ontology annotation, cellular component: PcG protein complex; transcription regulator complex; chromatin. Gene Ontology annotation, molecular function: RNA polymerase II cis-regulatory region sequence-specific DNA binding; DNA-binding transcription factor activity, RNA polymerase II-specific. The transcript has 3 exons.